AUGUCUUCUGCUGUUCAAUUGCUUCGUGAUCAAGUCGCAAAAGAGCUCCAAGGCUCUGUCACCAUCAUCGUGCUUGGUGCUUCUGGUGAUCUUGCCAAGAAAAAGACCUACCCUGCCUUGUUUGGCCUCUAUCGCAAUGGCUUCUUGCCUGAAAAUGUGCAGAUUGUUGGCUACGCACGCACAAAGAUGGAUCAUGAGGAAUACUUGAAGCGUGUUACUCAAUACAUUAAAGUGGGCGAUGAUCAGGCCAAAUUGGACGAAUUCAAGUCUAUCGCUAGCUAUGUUUCUGGUCAGUAUGACGAUGAUGCCUCUUACCAAAACUUGGACACGUUCAUCCAAGAGAGCGAGACGAAGCGUGGCGUUCCAAGCGGCAAGAAGAAUCGUGUCUUUUACAUGGCCCUGCCUCCCUCUGUCUUCAUCCCUGUUGCCAAGGGAUUAAAGCGUAAUGUAUAUGCAAAGGAGGGUAGUAACCGUCUCGUGGUCGAGAAGCCUUUUGGUAUGGACUCUGAGAGCUCAAAUCACCUUGCCAAAGAAUUAGGCGCACUCUUUUCAGAGAAUGAGAUCUAUCGUAUUGAUCACUAUCUCGGUAAGGAAAUGGUCAAGAAUGUCAUGAACCUUCGCUUUGCCAAUGUCUUAUUUGGCCAUGCAUGGGAUCGUACCUAUAUCGAUAAUGUGCAAAUUACCUUCAAGGAGCCCUUCGGCACUGAGGGUCGUGGUGGCUACUUUGAUGAGUUUGGUAUCAUUCGUGAUGUGAUUCAAAACCAUUUACUCCAGGUUCUCACAUUAAUCGCCAUGGAGAGACCCAUCUCCACAGAUUCUGAAGCCAUUCGUGACGAAAAGGUCAAGGUCCUCAAGUGCAUUCAACCCAUCGCUAUCGAAGACACUCUGUUGGGUCAGUAUGUUGGUGCUAACGGAAAGCCUGGCUACCUCGAGGACGAGACACUCAAGAACAAGGACAGCCUUACACCUACUUUUGCUGCUGCAGUAUGCUGGAUCAACAAUGAGCGUUGGGAGGGUGUUCCAUUCAUCUUGAAGGCUGGCAAGGCCUUGAACGAAGCCAAGGUUGAAGUGCGUCUGCAGUUCCACCACGUUGCUGGUAAUUUGUACGGCGGUUCUGCUCGUAAUGAGCUUGUCAUCCGUAUUCAACCUAAUGAAGCUGUCUACAUGAAGUUCAACAACAAACAACCUGGUUUGUCUUACCAAACCAUCCAAACAGAUUUGGAUUUGUCUUAUCACUCUCGUUAUGCCGAUUUAUCUAUUCCCGAUGCUUACGAAUCACUUAUCCUUGAUGUCUUGCGUAACGACCACUCCAACUUUGUGCGUGAUGAUGAGCUUGAUCGUGCCUGGAAGAUUUUCACUCCCUUGCUGCACAAGAUUGACAGACACGACGCUGAUGUGCAAAUCAAGCCUUACAAGUAUGGCUCAAGAGGUCCCAAGGAAUUGGAUGACUUUGUCAAAAAGUACGGUUACCAUCGCGAUACCAAGGUGAACUAUCAAUGGCCUCUCCAAAACGUCAACCCCUCUGCCAACAAGCUUUAG
This is a messenger RNA of Mucor velutinosus, 1539 nucleotides long. RefSeq names its product spindle assembly checkpoint kinase (gene IPL1). Gene Ontology annotation, molecular function: glucose-6-phosphate dehydrogenase activity; NADP binding. The transcript is spliced from 4 exons. Bases 1 to 1539 code for a protein of 512 amino acids. Gene Ontology annotation, cellular component: cytosol. The record is from RefSeq and is a predicted model, not a curated record. NCBI's taxonomy places the organism in Eukaryota, Fungi, Mucoromycota, Mucoromycetes, Mucorales, Mucoraceae. Gene Ontology annotation, biological process: pentose-phosphate shunt, oxidative branch; glucose metabolic process.